AUGGCGAGUGACUUUGCCAAUCCAUACGUCGUGUCCAUCGAUGAUGAUGUCCUCAAGGAUGUCCAGGCUCGCCUCCAGAAUCGGCGCAAGUUUCAGCGCCAAGCCUGCCCGCCCUGGCAGCAAGGCUGCCGCGAAGAGGAGCUUGAGGAUCUGCUGCGCUUUUGGCGGGAGGAGUACAACUGGCGUGCUCAGGAGGAGUUUCUCAACUCCUUUUCUCACUUUCGUGGCGCUUUAUUGCGUCCCGACGUUGAUGAAACCCUGAACAUACACUUUAUCCACGAGCGCUCAACCCACACCGAGGCUCAACCCUUGCUGCUUUUGCACGGUUGGCCGGGCAGCGUGGUUGAAUUUCUCAACCUCAUCCCGAAGCUGAUCAACAACAAGGCGGAGAGCUUUCACGUUGUGAUCCCUAGCUUACCCGGCUAUGGAUUCAGUGAUACGCCGCGCGAGGAGGGCCUCAACGCCGAGGUUGUGGCGGACAUGAUGGACGAUCUCAUGGCCAAGCUUGGCUAUGAUCAGUACUUUGUCCAAGGCGGUGAUUGGGGCGGCAUCGUCGGGCGGGCCAUCGGGGUACGCCACCCGGAGCAUUGCAAAGCCUUGCACAUCAAUUUCUGCACGGCCGUGGCCCCGCCACUCAACAGUCCACGCAACCUGUGGACAAUACUCCGCUACUUUGGCACUUUGAUCCUGACCCCCCUUCUGCUCUCCCGAAACGAUGCUGACAAAUUGGCGGCGACGCGCGCUUUUGCCAAAGCAGAGACGGCUUACCAGAUGAUUCAGGCAACCAAACCCGAGUCCCUCGGCGUGGCGCUCUCUGACUCGCCUGCCGGGUUGGCCGCCUGGUUUUUGGAAAAGUUUUAUACGUACGCUUCAAUGCCCAUAUGCCUCGAUUGUGACGGCGACGUGUUUGCCACGUUUGACAAAACCACCCUCAUAACCAACAUCAUGCUCUAUUGGAUCAACAACAACAUCACUGGUGCCAUGCGCCUAUACUACGAAAGCUUGGGCGUGGCCUCAGGCAAAAGCCUCAAGCUUGCCAAAGAUUACUGCCGCGUGCCUACGGCUGUGGCUGAUUUCCCAAAAGAAAUUAUUCGAGUGCCCCGGGCAGCUGCCCAGCUGACCUUUAACAUUGUACAAUGGCACGAAUUCAAGGCCGGGGGACAUUUCGCCGCCCUUGAGCAACCAGAUGUAAGCUUGCUGCCUCUUGAACAGUUCACUCGCUAG
Monosiga brevicollis MX1 is the source of this 1224-nucleotide messenger RNA. RefSeq lists its product as uncharacterized. Bases 1 to 1224 code for a protein of 407 amino acids. The record is from RefSeq and is a predicted model, not a curated record. NCBI's taxonomy places the organism in Eukaryota, Choanoflagellata, Craspedida, Salpingoecidae. Gene Ontology annotation, molecular function: epoxide hydrolase activity. Gene Ontology annotation, biological process: epoxide metabolic process. The transcript has 8 exons.